Lachancea lanzarotensis is the source of this 1884-nucleotide messenger RNA. RefSeq names its product LALA0S17e00342g1_1 (gene RAD30). Gene Ontology annotation, biological process: response to radiation; error-prone translesion synthesis. The coding region runs from base 1 to 1884 and encodes 627 amino acids. Lineage: Eukaryota; Fungi; Ascomycota; Saccharomycetes; Saccharomycetales; Saccharomycetaceae. Gene Ontology annotation, molecular function: DNA-directed DNA polymerase activity; damaged DNA binding. Gene Ontology annotation, cellular component: site of double-strand break; nucleus; replication fork. The record is from RefSeq and is a predicted model, not a curated record. The transcript has a single exon.
AUGUCAAAAUACAAAUGGAGCGACCUUUUAGAUAUAAACUCCAAAACUAAAGCUUAUAACUCUCCGCUUUCAUGUAUAGCACAUAUCGAUAUCAACGCUUUUUUCGCCCAAGUCGAGCAAAUAAGAUGUCACUUCAGCGUUGAAGAUCCGGUAGUAUGUGUACAAUGGAAUUCCAUAAUUGCAGUUUCGUACGCUGCUCGUAAAUACGGCAUCACUCGAAUGGACUCAGUUUUUGACGCCAUGAAGAAAUGUGAUAAACUGGUUCCGGUUCACACAGCUGUAUUUCGUAAGGGAGAGGAUUUUUGGCAAUACCGUGAUGAUUGUGGCUCAUGGUAUAUUGAGGAGGACAAGAAGCUCAGUCCUGAGAAUUUCAAAGUUUCACUGGACCCGUACCGCAGGGAGAGCCGCAAAGUUUCUAAGAUAUUCCAUAAAUGGUGCGACUUGGUCGAAAAGGGUAGUGUAGACGAAGUUUUCCUGGAUAUGGGUCGCACAGCGUUUUCUUCGUUACUUUUAGAUGACGAGUAUGAAGAUUUUGUGGCAAUUCGAAACCAAUUCAAGAAUGGCGAGUACGACUUGGACGAUUAUCUACCGCCACUACCGAGAAAUCUGAAAAUCGCGUUCAGAGCUGGUGAAGACUACAAUUCCGAACCACGGGCCGUCUUUCAAGACUGGGAUGAUGUCAUUUUUUGUCUGGCAGCGGAUAUGACCUUCAAAAUUCGUAAAGACAUAAGUGAUGUCCUGGGCUACACAACUUCGUGCGGCGUCGCACGGACUAAGACCAUGGCCAAACUGGGAUCCAACUUUAAGAAACCCGACGCCCAGACGAUUAUUAGGAACACAAACAUUGCAAGUUUUUUGGACAACGAAAGCUCAGAGCUAACGUCGUUCUGGAGCAUGGGGGGGAUGAUAGGAAAGGAACUCACGCUUCUUCUGGAAUUGCCGUCUGAACAACCGCUUCGACAUAUAAGAGAAGCAUGGCCAGUCUCGAGCGACGAUUUGACAGCAUUUAUUAAAGAAAGAACACGGAUUAAGACUGACGCUAAUGAGAGGUUUCACAAUCUUCCACCCGAGAACCUUCAACAGCUAAGCGAAAAGGUUUUUCAAUUGGCGCGAGGAGAUUAUAGGAUACCUCUCAAUCCUCGUCCAAUGAUUCGUUCAAUGAUGUCUAACAAGAAUUUGCGCGGCGAUUCUUGUAAACACUAUCAAGACUGUUUGGCCUGGUUGGAAGUGUUUAGCGGUGAACUAACAUCCCGAGUUAAAGAACUAGAGCAAGAGUACGAACGCAUUUUCGUGCCCAAGACUAUGUCAAUUUCGACCAGAACUUCUGAUUUCCAAAAACAUAGUAGAAGUUCAGGUAUUGUCACGGCGGGCGUAGCUAAGGCCAAGGAUUUCAUGGAGCUAGGCACAAAGUUGAUAAAAGACUUGGACGUCAAGUAUGGACACACAAAGGGUUUUUAUCCUUUGACCAACAUCAACAUGGUGAUAUCGAAUUUCGAAAUACUGGAAACUGGAAAAACCAUAGUGGACAUGUUUGGAAAACAAGCGCAAGUGAUUCGCCGCACUCGCGACGACUUUUUAGACACAAAGGACGAUAACCUCCCGUCAAUUGAAGAGAAAUUUAAGAAAGAGUUGCGGUGUGAACCUUGCAAAUUAGACUUCGAUGACGAAUUGGCUUUCAAAGAGCAUAGCGAUUUUCAUUACGCUAUGAAACUGUCCGAAAACCUAAAUGGCGUCAACGAAAACUCACAAAAUCUCUCCUACGGCGAGCGGAAAUUACUAUUUGCCAACGGAAAACGUGCCGCUGUCGCAUCAAAGCAAACAAGAAGCAAGAAGCGACAAUCCACUGGGUCGACGGGCAGUAUUUAUAACUACUUCAACAAAUAA